AUGCUCGUGCUCAUGCUCGUGCUCGUGCUAGUGCUAGUGCUUGUCCUUGGACUGUUGUUGUUGACUACUGAUAGUGAUGAUGGAGGCGAUGUAGAUAGUGGGGUUGUAGUUGGCGUUGACAAGGCAUGUACAACAGGAGACAUCUGUAUAGGUGAUGUAGACUGA
This is a messenger RNA of Acytostelium subglobosum LB1, 165 nucleotides long. RefSeq lists its product as hypothetical. The record is from RefSeq and is a predicted model, not a curated record. The transcript has a single exon. Lineage: Eukaryota; Evosea; Eumycetozoa; Acytosteliales; Acytosteliaceae. Bases 1 to 165 code for a protein of 54 amino acids.